GCUCAGAGAAUUUCGGUGAGGCUCGCCCAAGCGUGCCCUUACCUGCGGCCGGCCUCGGUGUUUUGCCGGAGGUAUCCUAGGAACGCGGGGACGCUGUUGUCGUCGAGUUGCCGCGGAGCCCGCUCGCUGUUGGGGUGCGUUCGUCAGCGCCCGAGCACGCGUGGGCCUGGGGAGCCCGGCGCUGAUGGCCGGGGUGUGAGACGCUCUGUCGGAUCGCCUUAGUGCUGGUAACGCAGCCCCUAAACAAAAGGAAAUGUUUAGUGCUUCACGGCCACAGCAGGGUACUAAACAAUAUUAGAGGAAACCGAAGCUAAAGUCAUAUGACUUCCACGCAGCUGGUUGCAAUAGCAGUUGUCACUGCCUUCCUGGUGCAGCAUGGCAUUUGGACUUGGAAUUUUUUGCCUGUUACUAUGGGCAAUAACAGGUCUCUAUUGUGAGCAGUGCAGAGAAGGAGCCACGUACUCAGGUGCGGUGAUAUCUCCCAACUUAGAAACCACUAAAAUCAUGCGAGUUCCCCAUGCUAUGUCAGUGUCCGACUGCGUGGCAGCCUGUUGUGACCUCUCUGGUUGUGACUUGUCCUGGAUGUUUGAACGACGCUGUUACAUCGUUAACUGCCGACGCAAAGAAAACUGUGAACCUAAAAAAAUUGAAACGGUCAAGUCCUAUCUUACUUUUGUGCUGAGGCCUUCUCAGAGGCCAGCCUCACUGCUGGGCUAUGGGCAAGUGAUCCCGAGCAUGGCCCACUCUGUGGGACUCCAGAACGAGCCCUCUGAGGAGGUGAGUAGCCUGAAGGAGCUGUCUCUGCUCGGCAAAGAUCCCAGCCUUGAGGAAAUACCAGAGUACAUAGAUGACUAUAAGGAAUUGGAGCAGGACCCCUUUCAGAUGGGCAUCAAACACGAGCAGGAGAGUGCAGAUUAUGCUGACUGGGGCCUGAUGGUGACAGGUGAAAAUGUCUUCAACUCUUCAGUGGAUGAUGAUGGAGAUAACCAGGAAGAUGUGGCUGAAAAGGAGGGGGAAGCUGCGAUGGCGGAAAAUCUCCUGAAUAAAAAUAGUUCUGAACUUAGCCCUGUCACUGAACGCUCCCUGGAGAGGUUGUCAUCUCUCCCAGAGAUCACACCAUUCCCAGUGAAGACGUCUGAAAGCGGAGCAGCUGUUCAGCUGCUUGCGCAACCGGACAGUGCUUUGCAAGAAGAGGUUCCUGUGCCUUCCCCUCCUCCAGACAACUUUGGAUUCUCCUCAGCUGUGGUGGAGAAAACCCAGGCUCCCACAGUGACCCCAGGGGAUCUCACUGAAGGUGGGACCAUGGUACUUCCCACUAGUAUUGUGCUGUCUCAGCCCCUACAGCAGUUCCCGCCUUCUGCUACUGCAGAUGCAGUGAAAGAACUCAUUGUGUCUGCUGGAGAUAACGUACAUGUGAUGCUUCCCAAAAACGAGGUUGAACUGAAUGCUUUUGUUGUGCCCCCACCACCAACAGAAACAGCCUACAGCUAUGAGUGGAGCUUAAUCAGUCACCCUGCUGAUUAUGGUGGUGAAAUGGAGCACAGGCACACCCAGACCCUGAAGCUCUCUCAUUUGUCAGUGGGACUUUAUGCCUUCAAAGUGACGGUUUCUGGUGAAAAUGCCUUUGGAGAAGGUUUUGUAAAUGUCACAGUCAAACCAGCACUCAGAGUUAACCAGCCCCCUGUUGCCAUUGCUUCACCCAAAAUACAAGAAGUUUCUUUGCCUACAACUUCUACCUUCAUUGAUGGCAGUCAAAGUGUAGAUGAUGUGAAGAUAGUGAGUUACCACUGGGAGGAAAUUAAAGGUCCUUUGCGAGAACAGAAGGCAUCUGCUGACACACCUGUCUUGCACUUAUCUGACCUGGUUCCUGGAAACUACACUUUCAGACUAACAGUGAUCGAUUCAGAUGGAGCAACCAACUCCACCAUUGCAUCUCUGACAGUCAACAAACCAGUGGAUUAUCCACCUAUUGCCAAUGCAGGACCAAAUCAGGCAGUCACCUUGCCCCAAAACUUUAUCACACUGAAUGGAAACCAGAGCAGUGAUGAUCAUGAAAUUGUCAGCUAUGAAUGGUCACUCAGUCCCAAAAGCAAAGGCAAAGUUGUAGCAAUGCAGGGAGUGCGGACUCCAUACCUCCAGUUGUCUGCAAUGCAAGAGGGAGAUUAUACAUUUCAGCUGACUGUCACAGACUCGGCAAGGCAGCGGUCCACAGCGGAGGUCACGCUCAUAGUGCAGCCUGAAAAUAACAGUCCUCCAAUAGCAGUGGCUGGCCCUGAUAAGGAGUUGACUUUUCCAGUGGAAAGCACUACUUUGGAUGGAAGCAAAAGCCAAGAUGACCAAGGUGUUGUCUUCUAUCAUUGGGAAAAUAUCAGUGGGCCAAGCUCUGUACAGAUGGAAAACGAUAACAAAGCAAUAGCAACUGUGACCGGUCUUCAGGUUGGUACUUAUCGCUUCAGGCUGACAGUAAAAGAUCAACAGGGAUUAAGCAGUGCAUCUGUGCUCUCUAUUACUGUGAAGGAAGAAAACAACAGUCCACCCCGGGCACAUGCUGGUGGGAAGCAUGUUCUGGUGCUUCCCAAUAACUCUGUUACCUUGGAUGGCUCAAGGUCUGCUGAUGACCAGGGGAUUGUGUCAUAUUUGUGGAUUCGGGAUGGUCAGAGCCCAGCAGCUGGGGAUGUGAUACAUGGCUCAGACCAUGAGGCAGUACUGCAGCUCACCAACCUGGUGGAAGGAAUCUAUACUUUUCACUUGAAAGUGACGGAUGCCAAAGGAGAUUCAGAUAUUGACACCGCUACUGUUGAAGUGCGGCCUGAUCCCAAAAGAAGUGGUUUGGUGGAGCUGAUUCUGCAAGUUGAAGUGGGACAGCUGAGUGAACAGCAGAAGGACACCCUGGUGAGACAGCUGGCUGUACUGCUGAAUGUUUUGGAUUCAGAUAUCAAAGUUCAGAAGAUACAAGCCUACUCAGAUAUAAGCACAGCGGUGGUUUUCUACGUGCAGAACGGGCAUCCUUCCGAGGUGAUCAAGGCAUCCGAUGUUUCCCGUACUCUGCACGUGCAGCUUUUGAAAGAGAAGGCUGACUUUCUGCUUUUUAAAGUUCUGCGGGUUGACACAGCUGCCUGUCUCUUAAAAUGCUCUGGGCAUGGACACUGUGACCCCAUAACAAAGCGUUGUGUUUGCUACCAGCUGUGGAUGGAAAACGUGAUUCACCGUUACCUAAAUGAUGGAGAGAGUAAUUGUGAAUGGAGCAUACUCUAUGUGACUGUGUCUGCUUUUCUUUUGAUUGUGGUCACAAUAGGGCUUGCAUGGUUCUGCAUCUGCUGCUGCAAAAGCAGAAAGAGGACAAAGAUAAGAAAGAAAACCAAAUAUACCAUCCUAGAUAACAUAGAUGAGCAGGAGAGAAUGGAGCUACGACCCAAGUAUGGUAUAAAACACAGAAGUACAGAACACAAUUCCAGUCUGAUGGUCUCAGAAUCAGAGUUUGACAGUGAUCAGGACACUAUCUUCAGCAGAGAAAAGAUUGAAAGAGAGAACCCCAAAACCCUCAUGAAUGGAUCCAUCAGAAACGGAGUUUCCUUCAACUACAGCUCCAAAGACAGAUAACUGAAAGAGGGUGAAAGCACAGCAGGCGCUGGUGCAACACCUCCGAAACAGUUGGUCCACCUCUUUGUUUUUCCAGAAUCAAAAGCUUCCUAAAAUAUCAACUAAUUGCAGGUGAAAGGGAAAAUUUGUAGCACAAUGGAGGGAGGGAAAGAGAGCAGCUAACUCCUGUUGUCCCCUCUAUAGGAACAAGGAAAAGCACAUUUUAUUUCUUGCAUGUUCAGUACUGAAUGUUUGCCUAAACUUCAGAAGGCCUUUUCUCCUGUAUCAAAACAGUGCAUUGCUGUUACAAGAUUAGCUAGGGCUGUUGUGCUACUAACAGCAAUGACUGAGAUGCAUAUAAAUUGUCCUGUGCUCCUAGGCCUUUCUCAAAGGAGCAGUGUGAUUAUGAAGCUGACCUGAAACAGCUAGAGACAGCAUUCAUAGUUUCCCUUACAUCUGUAAAGAGCAAUAUGUGACCACAGGCUCCAUCAUUCAGUUUUCAAAGCAGGUGCACAAAGAGGGAGCAUUUUUAGUGCGUUGUAUUUAUCUCUGAGUGUGUCUUGUGACUUCCUGUUCUAGGGUAGUGCUCAUCAAAUGGAAAUGCCUUUGAUUUUAAGGGAGGUUUACAAUUUAGCAGUUGCACCUAUUCAGCUGUGAACUAAUGUUAGACAUCUGUGUCCGGUAGGAUGCAGUAUUCCCUGUGCUUGCAGAGGCAGUUUGGUGCCUGCAGGGAAGUCCAGCCUUAGGUUGCUUCUGUAAUGAUGAAGGUGCUUCUGCCAUGUCCAGCAAGUAACCUGCAGCAGAGGGGCAGGGAGGACUCCAUGUGAUGUGCCUUCUGAAAUCGUUUGAGCAUCCUAAAUGAUGUUUUGUUUAGAGAACACUUUCAAGGAGCUCAGGACCUUCUAAGGCUGAGUCUCAGCUGAAAUGACUUUAAAUCUGUCAGCCUCAGUGCUCAGUUAAAGUAGAAUGUGCUAGGCCUUUGCAAAGUAAUGUGCUUGUAGCAAAGUACCCUGUGUGGAGCAGGAGGUUGGACACCUGCCUCCCCCACCAAGGAAUCAGUAGUGAGAAAUAUUUUAGAUUGCCUUCUUUUUCCCCCCUCUGUAGUUAUUCAGCAGUUAACUGUGUUGGCCCAGAAGAGGUCCCUUGAGGUGUUUAGGAAGGGUAGGAGUGUUUGAGUCCUGAUGUUGCUGUUCUUGCUCACAAUGUGGAUAAUUUUCCUAUGGGUGGCUCAUUAGGCUCUGAAGCCAUGUUCCUAGUACUGUUCUUAAUCCCACCCUGAAGACUCGGGUUAUGUGUAGACCUUAUUGCCUAUAGGGGCAUCUGCUUUUGUGGCACUGCCUGGUUGCUGCGCCAGCCUUUUCUGGGGGUCCUUUACUGACAGGUUACAGGUCUUGGGCAGGGCUGGGCUGAGCUGGAAGAAUGAUGUGUUGUGGUGAGGGGAGGGGAGGAAAAAAAACCCAGUCCUUUUGGAGCAUUUUAGGCAUUAAAAAAAAAAAAAAAAAGAGAGAAUCCAGUAAUGGGGAAGGUUAGAGCAGUAUAGGAUGUGUCCAGAGGUUGUGGGGAGAGAUCAGAAGGGUUGAAGGGGAGGGCGUAUCCCACUGCCAUCAUGAGGAAUAGUUUGGCAGAGUUUUGGUGCUUUCCCUGCCCUUUCACAGAAAGCAGCCACAAAAGUGGUUGGGUUGAAUGUUGUGACUUUUGUGCUUCUCUCUUGUUAAUGGAGUUGGGCAAAAGUAUUAAGAACUAAUGAGGUUGGAAGGAUUUGGUAGUCAAGCUGCAACAACAUGACAUGCUUGUGGUUUGUAUUCACUCUGAUUUCCUUUGGUUCCCAAAUGCAGCCAGCAAUGUCCAUAAGUGUAUUAAGGAGUGUUUAUCCUGUGCCCAAGCCUGCAUUUCACUGGAGAGCUGAGUUUGGCUACAGGAGUCAGUGGUGGGCAGAUGCUGUGAAGAGUUACACAUAGGCUAAAGCAGUUGUUCUCCGUGUUUUCCUAUGCCCUCUGCAAGAUUCAAUACAGAUGGGUAUGGGAUUUGCUUUACCUAAAAGCAAAGUUUUAACUCUAUACGUAGAUAUUUUUAGAAUGUUUAUUGAAAAAAAUCUGCUUUAUCUCCUCCUCUCUCUUCUUGAGUUCAUUGAAAAUUUUUUUUUACAACUCAGCCAAUAAAAGUAACAGGUCAGCUUUUGAUCUCUUAAUAUCUGCGCUAGAUAUAUUAGCACAAUAAUGCAAGGUUCACUUUGAAAGCAUUCCUUUUAGAAAGUUAAGGCCCACCCAAAAUAAACUGAUUUUUCUCUUCUUUUUAAAUCAGUUUUGGGCUUAAAUCUAUUUUGUAGAAAUUCUAAAAAAGGUUCUAAUAAGAGUUAUGCUCUUGGAAAUGUGCACUGUCAAAAACAAACUUUUUUGAGCAACUACAGCUCUGUAUCAGUCACGCUGCCAUUAAUGCUUCUGCUGAAUACUGUAUCCAGUGUGCCUUUCAUCUGUAAACUUGUCUUAGUACAUAUCUGUGCACUCAGCGGCAUCCUUUGAUUUGUGAAGUCAAUCACUUGCAUUUGUUGGUUUUAUUUCACAUUUUUAAAGCCUGGUGUUGAAGCUUAGGAAACCACAGACAUCAUUUUUCAAACUGAAGAAUGUGAUUGUCUAGUAAAGAAGGAAAAAAAAAACAAACAACAACUUCAGUUUUCUCAAACCUGCUCUGCAUGCUGCAGACUUCCUGGUGUCAUCUCUGCUUUCACAGAAGUUGUGGGCUCAGAUCUUCGAAUCAGUGGCAAGUUCAUGGCAAUGAGAAGAUCUGUAUAGUUUGCCUGUGUUUCUCACUCUAGCAAGUAAGAAACAUUAGACCGAUUUGUUAUUGCAUAAGGCUUUACCAAGUGGAAGUUAGCUGCUUACUGAGUUUUCUCUCAGAUGACACUUUGACAUCUUUAUGUCAAUAUUUUGGUUAGAAGGUUUUGAAUACUGAAUAUUACUUGAAUUUUCGAGCCGCUUCUAAUUCUGCUAGUUUGUUUUUUCCAUCUGCUUGGAGGGGAAAAAAAUGAGGAGGAGUUAAUCUUAAAAUAGUUGCUCUUGCAUAAUAUCAAGCUUGCUGUUAAUAUGAAACUUGCACAGAAGUUGAGAAUAAGUACUUUCUGGCUCUGUGAAUUUGUGAUAUCAGAUGUUAGUGUCACUUGGCCAAGCAUGAUUUUUGUCAGGAAUUUAGGACUGAACAUAACAAGCUUUGUAUCUUGAAUUAGCAUAACUUCUCUUUCUAGAAAUGUUGCUUUCUUGGAGCGUCUGUUAGAUCAUAUCUAGAAUGAAAGAGCAAGAAUAUUAACUGUUAUGAUGCAAAUGCAAUGGCAGAAAUAAGAACUGCUGCUGGCCUUCUCUUGAGUUAUGAUGGGUUUGAAGCAGGUUCUCAGUCCUUACGUUUACUUAUGUACUGUUUUCAUUUGUGUACUGUAAGAGUGCUGGCAGCUUGUUUGUGAAAUAGAGAUGGGAAUUUAUUUCAGAAGAGUGGAGGAGACCAGAUGCAGCUUGUCACGUAUAGCUCAAGGAGUCCAUUGAAAAAGUGGAGUAAAUUCAGUUUGGCAUUGAUAAGAUACUGCUUCACAAGGUGAACAGUGUGCUGAUACUUAGUGCUUCAUGUUCUUGGUGUAAGCGCUGGAUUUUCACUUGCAUCUUAGUUUUACGUUUUUAUAGGGGCUGAUGCACAAGAAAGAAUUGGCCAGCUAUAUAAAAAGCAGCCUUUGCUUACAUGUUUAAGGAAGGAGUAUAUUUAGGAGAAGCUUUCUUGUGGUUGCUGCCCAAGGCGUUGAAUAGGUUCAGUACUCAACACUGCUUGUAUAGCAGUACAAAAUUGCCCUGCUGCGAAUAGGUCAUCAGCUUGUGUUUUUUAAUUUCUUAGCCAAAAGGCUAUUGCAGUAGAAUAUGAACUUUACCUAGGGGCAGGUCUAAGAACCAAAUUCAAAGCCUCUGUUCUCUGGUUCAACCUUUUGUAUUGAGUAGAUUGCAGAGAAAUUCCAGUAAAAUGGGAACAGUCUAGUUAUAAAGGAUUGCGUAUUUGGGGAGGCGGUAAGAAAGGUCAUGCUUGUGUAAUGUGUAAGAAUACAUUUUUCAACCACCUCCAGUUAGGCGAAGGGAGCACUAGCAACUUCCUGCUAGGUGCAGGAGAGAGAGCUUUUCUUCAAGGAUCUGUUUUGUGCUGUCAGAUGUGUUUGCUUAUAUGAUGCUAAUUUUCCUUUUCUUCCUUGAUCUGUUGUGGGCAAACAGAAGUGCACACACAUGCAGGGGACUUUUCAGCAUAGAGAAGAUAGUGUUAACUUUCCUUAGACAUCUCUGAUAUCCUUGAAGUAAUCGAGUUCUUCAGGCACCACUUAGGCAAAUUUCCUAUGGCCUGGUUUAUAGCCUAAAGUGGAACUAGUUUUGCCCCUCAGUAUACUGAUAAUGGGCUGUAGCUACCUGAGCUUUGGGGGUGAUAGUGAUAACAUGUCCAUUAUUUAAAACUUCUGAGCCAUUUAUGUGAGGUUUGAGGGAGGUAAACAUCCGUUUUGAAGGGAAAUGGGCUAGAUGGUGGAUUGGAGUUUCUUAAUAUCGGAUACUGCUUAUCACUGAUCCCUAACCAGAAUACUAAUCCCAUAGGUCUGCAGCAAAGAACCCCUUUAACAUGCCUUUUGGGUCCUGAACUCCCUAUGGCAGGGGAGGGAACCUUAAAGGUUAGCAAUAGAAGGGGUAAGGGGGGAAAAAGGGAAAAGACAUUUUCUGUUUUGCACAUGCAACGAAUCGAGUGCAGAUGAGCCACACACAUCAGUAGUUUGCCUCUGUAUGGAAGCACUUCUCCCUGUGGGUGGAUGGGUGAGCUAUUGCAGAAUUUAUAAAGGAAUCUGUUUCUAGAAAAUGUUAUUUAUUGCAAAUGAUAAUGUAUCGUAACUAGAACCAUUUCUGAGCUGAAACUAUUAAAUUUAUGUAACCCUACUAAUAAAGUUUCCUCCUUCCUUCUA
Struthio camelus australis is the source of this 8542-nucleotide messenger RNA. Lineage: Eukaryota; Metazoa; Chordata; Aves; Struthioniformes; Struthionidae. The record is from RefSeq and is a predicted model, not a curated record.